AUGCGCAAUCUGUGUAAGAAGCAACGCUUCCAUUACGCCGAGCACGACGAGCCGAGUUUAGACGAAUAUGUUUUUUGCGCGGAGUGUCGUGACUACGUGUUUGAGUACUGCUCUAUACACGGACCCUUGCUCAUCGUACCCGACGACAAGGUGCCAUCAAAAUCGCCCUACCCUCCUAUAGUCCCGCGCGCCGCCCUGACCAUUCCCCACGUGUUCCUGCACCUCGCCCCAUCCAUCAUACCAGGAGCUGGUCUGGGAGUGUUCACUACGUUAAGCUUGCCGAGUGGGGUCCGCUUCGGCCCUUACCAGGGCAAGAAGUCCAAAGAAGUAACAUCCUCGUAUUGCUGGCAGCUGUACGAUCGCAACGGCAAGCGGUCGCACGUGGUCGACGCCGACGACGCCAACAGCUCCAACUGGAUGCGCUACGUGACCUGCUCGCGCCACUGGUGCGAGCAGAACCUGGUCGCGUUCCAGUACCGGGGCGAGCUGUACUACAGGACGAUAAAAAUCGUUCCCCGUUUCACGGAGCUGAUGGUGUUCUACGGAGGCGAGUUCGCCAACAUGCUGCAUAUCAACAUACGGACAUACAACUCCCCUGCGGGAUACGCACAGAAGUUUGGUACGCACUAA
Messenger RNA from Pararge aegeria (speckled wood butterfly), 630 nucleotides. Its product is annotated as probable histone-lysine N-methyltransferase PRDM7. The transcript has 6 exons. The coding region runs from base 1 to 630 and encodes 209 amino acids. Gene Ontology annotation, molecular function: protein binding. Gene Ontology annotation, cellular component: nucleus. The record is from RefSeq and is a predicted model, not a curated record. NCBI's taxonomy places the organism in Eukaryota, Metazoa, Arthropoda, Insecta, Lepidoptera, Nymphalidae.